Molecule: messenger RNA, 447 nt
Organism: Miscanthus lutarioriparius
Lineage: Eukaryota; Viridiplantae; Streptophyta; Magnoliopsida; Poales; Poaceae
Source: the annotation of a GenBank genome assembly
AUGACCCCGGAGAAAGUCAGAGUAAGCAUUUCCAUGAGCCCCCCUAUACUUCUGAUAGACUACUCACGCGCAUUAACAUUAAAUGGGGCAGCAGUGGUGCGCGUUGAAGCACCCUCAUCUAUGAAGAACCAUGCCCCCAUUGACCUAGUCACACUUAUCAAUAUUAACCAAAGCAUGAGCUGGCCAGCAGCAUCGCAAACAGAGAUGUCAUCUAGGUUGGAUCUGCUGAAAAAUGCCAUGAAGUUCAUAAUAAGGCAGCUUGGUGAUGACGACCGCCUAGCCAUUGUAGCAUUCAACGAUCAGGUCAUCAAAGAGUAUACCACUGGCAUUUUAGAAAUAUCCGACAUUGGUCGGAUGGCUAUCGAGAAAAAGGUGGAUGGGCUUGUGGCUAAGGGUGACACUGCUUUUAAACCAAGCUUGGAGCAUGCUGUGAAGGUUUGCGCAUAA